UUUUUUUUACCAGUACUAGCUUAAAGUCGUUUCGAUUAUGGACUUCAUCACGGUCAUUCGUUAGACAGAAGAAUUUCUCUCUGGUAUGCUCUCAUGUACGGUAAGCAAAAUUCAUCUCAGCUUGUUUGCAUCAUCUGUCAUCUAAUUUAGACCCGAAAUCAAGAACAAUCUGCAGACAAACUUUCAUUAGGUCAAAAACAGGUUUGUUUUGAUUGGAUUGGAUUGGAUGGAAGAGAAAUGAUGAAUGAAUGGAAUAAUAUCAAGGAUUCGAGUAGAAUCAAUGGAGAAGGUUACAAACGGGGAAGUGAAGAGGGUGGUGGGGGUUAUAUGCAGGCGGUGUAAAGAAACAUACGACCCCUCUUCAAACACUCCUUCUGCUUGUCGAUUCCAUCCUUCUUUCUUUGUAUGUCGACGUCAUGAUGAUCAGAAAAGGUACUAUGAAUUGGGACCUAAUGAUCCACCAUAUGCUGCCAAAUUCUAUGAUUGUUGUGGAGCAGAGGAACCUAAUGCAUCUGGUUGCACCACUAGUUUUCAUAUCUCUUAUGAUGAUGCUUAAGAGACUGUUUUUGUUCAAUGUAGAUUGGUUUGAAGAUGAUAAGAUAUGUAUAUAAAAUCUUGAAAGAAUAAUUAAUAAAUAAACGUGCGCUUUGUUUA
Messenger RNA from Lactuca virosa, 654 nucleotides. NCBI's taxonomy places the organism in Eukaryota, Viridiplantae, Streptophyta, Magnoliopsida, Asterales, Asteraceae. The record is from the annotation of a GenBank genome assembly.